Messenger RNA from Mycotypha africana, 2488 nucleotides. RefSeq lists its product as uncharacterized. Gene Ontology annotation, cellular component: cytoplasm. The record is from RefSeq and is a predicted model, not a curated record. NCBI's taxonomy places the organism in Eukaryota, Fungi, Mucoromycota, Mucoromycetes, Mucorales, Mycotyphaceae. Gene Ontology annotation, biological process: protein transport. The transcript has 3 exons. Bases 238 to 2238 code for a protein of 666 amino acids.
CUGACCUUCAAUGGCGCGCAAAGGUUUCAGAAUCAAAACCAACAGGAACUUCUCAUUUUUGGUAGGUGUUCUACUAUUCUUAUCCUCCUUGUGCGAUUUUCUGUUUUCUGCUCUGGUUUUUUUUGUUCAGUCCCUCAUUCAUAAUAUCACAUCACUAAAGGACGCACAACUUUCUCUUCAGUAUAUAUUCUCUUUUCUAUUUGUAGAGGUCUUUCUUUCUUGAUCUUGCCGCUCAAUAUGCAUUUGGGGCUACUUUCUCAUGGUCAUUUGGCUUUUGACCCAUUGAAACCUGUCAUCCUUAGAGGUGGUCCUAAUGAAGAUGCUUCCACUUUAUUUGCCGGUAAUCUCGUACUCACACUAUCAAAACCGACAAAGAUCUCCAAUGUUACCGUCACCCUGAGAGGUCAAGUUGUUACGUACUGGCCGGAAGGUAUUGGAGCACGUGGUACCAAGUUGACAGCAGAAAAAUCCUUGGGAGAACAGACGUUACAGAUUCUCACCUCAAAUGACGAUACCUCAGUGCUUUUGUUGCCUGCUGGAACGCAUCGCUUUUCAUUUGCAUUUGUUAUACCUAAUUCUACUGUAGCUACAAUCGAGGAUACUUUCGGUAGAGUUCGUCAUACAAUUGAAGCUGAAGUACAACGCCCUGGUAUCGUCAUGCUUUCUAGUUGGCGUAUCACCAAAAAUGUGAUGAUACUGCGAACAUAUAUGUCAAAUUCACUUCUGACCAACAACUCACUCACUACUCUUUCCAGAACCUUUGAGAAACAUAUGGCUUUUGGAGAUAUUGAAAUUGUGAUUGAAGCAGCAGCUUUUUCGUCUGGGGAUUUAUUUUAUAUCCGCAUGAUUGUUCAACCUCAUGUCAAACAUACUCGCAUAGAACAUAUGGAAGUAAAUGUCACAGAAACAAGAAAAUAUAGCGUACCUGAAAUGCGGGCGUGGCGACAUGACUCAACUACCUAUUCGAUGCCAUUUGCAGGAUCUGUUCGUUUAGCCGAAUUCGGUGAAGUGGAUAAUACAACAGAACAGUUAAAGCCCAUUUUUUGUGAUAAUCCAACAUCUACAGAUUCAAAAACAGUCAACAAAAAACAGGGUAUCGAACUGAUGCAUGAUUUUGCCCAUCGCUUGGCGUUUUUCGCACCAACCUGCCAACAGAAUAUUCGUCAUACGACGUAUAUUAGAGAAAUUCAGUUCAAACACCACAUCGAAAUCAAUCUUACUUUUUCAUAUGUGACUGAAGAGGGUAAUCGACAAUUUUUUAAUAACCUACACAGUAGUACGACGGAUGAUAUUGUCAAUAUGACAGAAAUAGCUGAUCAGGUUGCUGAUAUUCCUGGGAGCGCUACCGCCAGCACUACUAGUAGUAUUACGCCAGCUAUUGAAGAUCUGAACCUGCACUCACCAGUAAUGGCAAGCGGCACCUUAACUCCACCGCCUGCUGCUUAUGUACAAGGUCAUUCUCGCAAUGCGAUCGAUUCACCGCCCGCUUUCGAGAAUAAAAACAGUGUUGGCCUCAUUUCCCCUGAUAUGAGUAACGGCAGUUAUAGUAGAAGCGUCAGAAAUAGCUCAAUUUCACAGCCAACUGCUGGAGCAGUUGCUUCUGAUCCACCUUUAAUUACUUUGAGAACAAAUACCGAUCGUACGAGUAACUCUAGCGCAUCCAAUAGUUCUCGAGAUCCGCAUUUACAAAGCCGCUUUUCUUUUCAGCAACCAAAUCAACAAAGCCGACAAAGCCAACAACAUCUACCGCAAGAACAUCUUCAAACCUAUCACAAUACAAGCAGUUGGUCUGAUUUAUUAUUACGGCUCAAUAAAACGAAAAUUGAGCAAGAUGCAAGCAAUAGUCAUCGUCGUAAAGAAACUAUAACACUAGACACUCCCAUUACGGUAUUCGAUUGCCGAUUAAAAGAAGAUUAUGGUAGAUUACCCUCCUACUUUGAAUUAGGUGUGAAGCCUUCAGUUCAGCAGCAACAAGCCCUUAAUGCUAAUAAUAAAAAGAAGAGUAAACUCUAUUACAGCCAGAAUAAUAACAGUGGUCAUCGACAGCAGCAACUCAGUGCGGCUACGAUGGAUAAACCUGAUAGUCGACCUCAUCCUUUUCUUUGUGAUUGUUAUUAUGCUUUUUGUAAAGAAAUGGAAAUGGCCUCACAAGCCUUAUAUUUGUCUACAGAAAACGCACCUGCAAUGCCUCUUUUGGACCGUAUACCAUCAAUUCCUCCACCUGACUAUGCAGCUUAGAAACAUCAUUUUUUACUAUGCUAUCAAUUAUUUAAAGAUUACAUAUACCCCCUUUCUUUAUUGUAAAAUAUUAUAAAAAACCGUGUUUAUUGUUAAUAUCUUUAUGCAUUUUUGUCAAUUCAUAUAAUCGUUAUUUCCAGAUCGGUCUUCUGAGUCAAAAACUUAAUGACAAGUUGUUUUAAUUUGGAAUAAAGUUGUUUAUUCGCGUAAUAUUGCUUGUAUUUCAUUGAAAUAAAUAUUACUUGUGUAC